Xiphias gladius (swordfish) is the source of this 3809-nucleotide messenger RNA. RefSeq names its product minamoto (gene meioc). Gene Ontology annotation, cellular component: nucleus; cytoplasm. The record is from RefSeq and is a predicted model, not a curated record. Lineage: Eukaryota; Metazoa; Chordata; Actinopteri; Istiophoriformes; Xiphiidae. Gene Ontology annotation, biological process: mRNA stabilization; meiotic cell cycle; male meiosis I. Bases 157 to 2520 code for a protein of 787 amino acids. The transcript has 8 exons.
GGGCACGAGAACCUUGAGGGUAAUGUAAGCCACUGACGCGAAAACUGUUGAACUCCGAAAGUUCCCGUUACUUUACUCCGGGCAGGUUGGUUAGUCGAGUGUUUGACGGGCCAGUUAUGGAGUGAAUAAUCGCUUAAAAGUUCAAGGGAGUUCAGAAUGGCAUUUGACGGGCAUCAGAGCACAUUUGCAAAUUCACUCUUUUCCACGUACCAGCGCCAGGCCAAUGUAAAUGUAGGUGGAGGAAACAACGGAAACGUGACAUUGCCCUUCGCUUCCAUCCCCAUUGUCUCACUGCAGGAACAGGACACAGUAUCCUACGUGCCCUGGUCUCACAAUGCUCAUGAUGACCCCUCUGAACUGAUCAGCUGUGCCCAGAGUAGUAUCAAAAGCAGGAAACCCACUGAUAAUACUGAUUAUGAUGGGGAGACUGAUCUACAGGGUCUAGUGUCAAAUAUUUUGGAUGAAGCAGAUUCACAAGACAGCUACUACAGUGAAGGGAGCCUACCUACAUGUAAUCCCGUCUGGUCUCCAAAGACAUUGAGAGAAGGACUGCUACAGUAUUUUCAAUCAGAGACUAAAAUGCAACAUAACCCUUCCUUUCCUCCAAACUAUGUAUCCAGUGAGGCUCUCGGCAAAGCACAGGGACAUUCAAUGGACAAAGAAUUUGAAGAGUUUUGUCAACAGUCCAGUGGCUUUGCUACCAAUCAACAGUGGCUUUUUAAUUUGCCUAAUGGAGACAGAGACAGCUACACCCUCCGUCCUCAGAAACUGCCACCAGGUCUACCAUUGCCCAACAUAGGAAACAUGUACCUGUCACAGAUACAACAAAGCAAAUUUGACAACACGUCAGCUGAUAAAGACAGAGAAGAUGGUCAGCCUGUGAAUAAUUUCCCUGAACUCAGUGAUGUCUUUAGACCUCAAAGUGAAAUGAGCAGCCCCUGCUUUGAUCCUUACUAUGAAGACCACCACAUCCAGAGCAGUGCCAAGCCCAUUAGUAAUGAGCAGUAUGUGCCACAAGACAUUAAUCAGUUGGUCAGCAGUUUUCAGUUGUUCAUGGCUGGUGAGCAUGAUAGCUUUUGUCAUAGAGACUUUCCAAACAUGCACAAGCAGACAUUUGGCAUGCUCCAUGAAGACAGCAUGGUUUCACAAUGGAAAAUCACCAGUCCUGCAGUGUCAACACAAAGUACUCCUGCAAUGCAGACCCAAAAUAAGCUGGGGGGAGAAUUUGGGAUAGGGCAGAGGGAAAGAAAUGGUGGAAUGAGAAAACCACCAUUUAAACGUGAUGCCUUUCAAGAUCUACCUGGUUUCAGCUCUCAAAACACAGAGUACUUCCAGCAACCAGAGCCAUUCUCUGCAUCUAUACACCUCCCAAACCAAUACCAAAACACCAUGACCAUGCACAGAGAGAACAUUAAUGUGAGCAUUAACCAGUAUUCAAAGCAUCACAUCCAGCAGGGCCAGAUACAAAACAAGAUCAAGCCUCAGGUGCAGAAAGAAAAGAAGGUGGUGCAUAUGUCUGGAUUAAUGGGAGAAGGCUUCUCUACAAGACCCGUAACCAACACUCACAUGAGAGAGGGAGAUAAGAAACAGGUUUUCUCGCAAAACCCAUACUUUGACCUUCAGGGAGGCAUGCACUCUCAGAGAUUUGAUGGAGAACACAGCAUAGUCAGUGCGGGGAAUACACAGCAGUGCAUGCCUCUCAUGUACCCUGUAAGUGACCUCAGAGGGCACUCCAGCGUUCCCAUCAGCUCCAACUUCAGCUCUAGAUCCACUCUGCCCUACGGAAACGGUGUCCCUGGCAUGGAUGUAUGUGAUAUGUCAGCCAAUGAGCCUGCAACUUUCAACUCCUAUGUCAGUGACAUGAUGACCCACAGAGGAGAGAGCACUUACCAUGGCAUGUCCUCAGCCAUGUCAACCUCAAUGGUGAUGAAUCAAAGAGGACCCGUGAUCCAGCUUUACGUCUACCUGGACGAGUGCUAUGAGCAGUGGAGGUGUUUGGAGAAGGAGAGAAAGAGGACAGAGGUCAUCCUUACCAAGACAUUUCUUGGGAAACGGACUACAGCAGUGACCAACACUACCCUACCCAAAACUCCACCAAACCCCACAAGAGUUGACAACCUCAUUGUUAAACACAACAGAGAGCAAGCAAAGGUGGCAAGCCUUGUGGAUAGGAUGGAGUGUUUGCGUAACAUUCCCCUCCAUAUCAACAUCUACACAGCACUGAACAGGCAUCAUAUGGCUAUAUGCAUCACCCAGGCGAGACGCAAGGAGGAGACUGCCAACAUGUCUAAACACCAGCGGCAGACAACUCAUUUCACAGAGGACAGAGACAUCCUGUUGUUGGUCAUCGCACUGAAGGACCUCGCUACUACCACGAGGAAGCUCCGCACGGCCCUGUGGUGUGCUCUCCAGAUGACGCUGCCGAAACCUAUCAAAAGCGAGGACCACGGUGUUAACAAGGAGACUCCACAAAAGGAAGGGUGCUCCUCUCCAUUUGAGGGAUACUCUUUUAAGUUAUGAUUUAGCAGGCAACAAGCAUGAGUUAAAGGUCGUGAUUGAAUUAAAUCGGAAUUCCCCGUUUAUAAAUUUCCCUUAGGCAACAGGGUGAUGUAAAGACAAAUACUUUUACAUUACUUACCUGCAAGUCUAUAGUGAUAUUUUACCUGUAACACAGUGAUCACUGCAAAAUACGAGACGAAUGAGAUUUGAAGUUUGAUGAUGGCUGCAUUUUUUGGCACAAAGGAGCUUCGGGUGGCUAACUUUGGUUGUGUAGGAAAUGCAUGAAAUGUAAUUUAUCCUGCUGCAUCUUAACUUCAUUUCAUUUGUCAUUUGAUUAGUGUCAGUUCCAAAUUAACGUAAAUCUUGCUCCAUCACCGUUGUAUUUAAAGGCACUAUUUAUGUGGAAGAUUUCAGUGAACUCUUCAUCGUUUUACUUAUUUAUUGGAAUGUAAUGGAACCUCAGUCCUGGGUACUCCCAAGAAAUACACGAAUCAUAAGGGCAGUAGUUUAAAAUGAACAUGCUAAAUAUUAAAAUGUUUUCUGAAAUGUUCCAAUUAAUUUCUGCAGCUUCAGUUUUUCUUAUGGAACCUUAACAUGCUUUAAUCAGAAAAAAAGUUCUAUUUAUCUGCAAUUUGGUGAAGUUUGAACUGUGACGGUACUCAAACUUCUGAAAAACAAAGUUCAGUGUUUUAAAUGUAAAUGUAUUAAUCACAUUUUCCAAAUACACAUACAAUAUGGGAUUAACAAAUAUUCUUAUCAGUGAUAUGUAACAUAGCUAAGUUAGACAAUAAUUCUCUGGAUGCAGUUGACUGUUUUAAGACUUGCUCUGUAUCAGUAGUUUCAAAUGCACAUGUUAAAUUAUACAAUUGUUUCUGAAAUGUUUCAGGUAGUUUCUGAAACUUUAAUUUGUCUUCUAUUAAUUCAAUACUGUAAUCAGAAAACUUAUUGCUAUUUAGUCAAAAUUUUGAACUGUAACAAAACAAACUAAAACUUUAUAAGUUCUGCGUUUUACAUUUAAAUGUAUUAAUCACACUUUCCAUCAGAUUAUUUUCACAUAGUAUUAUCGAAUAUCCUUAUCAGUGAAAUGUGACUAUUUGCCUGCCAGGGACCAAAGCUUGUGUUAAUUACAAAGCAAGUCAAGCAACACGCAACAGUCUGUAGACUUAUUCUGUAUCAGUACUCCUCUGACUAUGCUUUGUGAAAAUGAGCAGGGUUGUUCCAUUCCCUGUAAUUUUAAUGUUCAUGUUAUGUAUUUUUUCCUUCUUUCUUGUUCUGUAAACUGAAAAAAUUAAAAAUAAAAGAAAUCUAAA